GCAGCACCUGAAUACCUAAUGAUUGGGACAUGGCCUUGGCAUAUUUCUGGCUCCUUCAGGGACUCUUCUUGCAUAGCCAGGCGACUACUACAACAGCAACGACUUCUACAACUACGACCUACAAUGGCGGCACCGAAAUCACAUUCACCAUCCUUUCUUGUGGAGCAGACUACACGCUAGCCGCCACCACAGACGGCACUCCACUGACAUGGGGAUUCCCGCUGAGUGAACGGCCAAAGGUCUAUGUACCUCAAGGAUUUCUGUGGAAGUACAUGAAGGGCGGCACCUCCCAUUCUUGCGGCAUCACCAAUGAAGGUCGAACAUUUUGCUGGGGUCGCACACGAGAGGGCCAGUGUGACGUCCCACCCGGAUACAGUUUCCAGCAGCUCACACUGGGAGAGGCGCACACUUGUGGCAUCACAGAAGCAGCAGAGCUGCUGUGCUGGGGCUCCCCCACAGACAACGGGUUGGUAGUGCCACCUGGACACACCUGGAGCCAGGUAGCUGCUGGAACGGUCUCCACGUGUGGAGUGAACACCACGGGCAGCAUCCUUUGCUGGGGUAGACAAGGCUAUGGCAGGAGAGAGGUUCCGUACCUGGACAACGCUGAUGUGCGCUGGCAGGAGGUGGCUUGUGGUGACCGGCACUGCUGCGCCAUUCUGACAGUAAGUGCGGUGCAGGCCUUGAGCCGCCGUCAGGAGGACAAUGUGCUUUGCUGGGGCGAUGACUUUCACCAACAACUCCAGGUGCCUGGAAAGGAGCAGGGGCGCACGGGAGGUCAGGAGAGCUUUCGCAGCAUCUCCGCAGGGACCUUGUUCACCUGCGGGCUGACCCAGGGCUCCGAGGUUUGGUGCUGGGGUCGCGUGGCUCAAUAUGGUCUGAAUUUCAGGACCCCGAAGAAUGCCACUCUUCUGAGCGCGGGUGGCAUCCAUGCCUGCAUCUUGGAUGUGUACCAGAAGGCGCACUGCUGGGGUGGCAACACUGAAGGCCAGGCAGAUGUGCCCUUGGACUCCGAUACAUAUCCGCCAUCGAUUGUCGAGUUUGCAAAUGAUCCUUUGGACAUUUCGGAGGAGGACCCAUCGAUUCGGCUGAAGGAGUACAUUCCAGGUUACAGCCAGCCUGCAAGGACCAAUCAGCACAUCACCAUGGCAAUUUUCUUCCCCGAAUUUGCCAUGGUGGAUACACCGACGCUGACAUUCGAGUACAUUGACGGCCCGGAGGAUCCAUAUUCUCCUCAUGUGAUCAAGUUCCCGGACUCCUGGAAUGCUCCAGUCAUCAACGAGCUGAAGAUUUCGGCCUUUGAUCUGUCGCUUUGGUAUGACGUUCGCCUUGGGCCAUCUCCUGCCGUGCGGAACAUCACCUCCACAUGGGUGAAUGGCACUACAAAGCAUCAGCUGGUGGAUGGUGCCGCAUAUUCAGUGAAGCUGGCAUAUCAGGACACCUUUGCACAUCCUGCAGCAACUCACUGGAUUCAGAGAUAUGAGGUGACCUACGACCUCGAGACACUGCCCCCAACGCUUUGGGCUCCAAUGCCUGGGUUCACCAAGCAAGCUUUGGCGGUGGGCUACUCCUUGCCCGAGGACAUGUACUCUGAAGCUGUGUGGAUCACAAUGACCUUCACUGGCACUCUUCCCGGCUACCUCCAGCAAGUAGAGGACAGCCAGUCACCAUACGAGAUCCAGCUAGUGAAGGAGAUGGCAGUCCAGGGCAACUACUCUUUUGAGAUUAGUCUGGGAGCCCUCUAUGAGACUUUGGAUGGCAGGAGAUCGCCAUAUGUUCGACGGGUAUUCACAGCUGGUGGAGUCGGAGGCCCUGACACCCGCUUGGCGACAGGAGGACGCUACAACAUGACGCUGCGGGUGGCAGAUAGAUUUAACAAUGCUCCCAAGUUUGAUGAGGUGUCGCCCAUAGACUUUAUUUGGGACACGGCGACAGAGCUGGUUCAAGUGCAUCAGCCUUCAACAUCGCUCAAUGAUCCGAUCGUCAUUGACUACACGAUCACGGAGCCCAUGAUGGCUGGUUCUUGUCGUUUUGCCCUCACCUGGCUGCGGAAUGUACCAACGAGUGGAGGGGUUCCACAGGCGGAUUUGCAAAGUCCUCACGUUUGGUAUGUCACUCCGGCGAAGGAGAGAGAUGUCGCUAGCGGCGCUUCAUCCAACAUCAUCAGGCUGAGUGCCUCGAAUCUAUUUCGUGAUUCUUUCGAUGAGGCUUUGGCUCACCCAGACAUCCCGACGUUUGAGUCUACAGGAACCCCUGUGUAUUCCAGAUUGCAGCCAUUCUCUGAGUAUGAGCUAUCCAUCUCCUGCCAGGACGUAUUCCAGAAUCCUCGCAGCUACGUGAAUCUGAGCCUCCAGACGAACUUUACACCUCCUUCAGCACCUCAUGCUCCUACACUGUACCACAGGACAACGACCACCCUAGUGCUUGCUUGGCUGCGAGGAAACACCGGCGGCCUUCGCAUCACCAAGUUUGACGUCCAGCUGCAAGUAGCACCUGAGCCAGAAGCUGGAUGGACCGGUUCUGAUGCGGAGGCAGCUUCAGCAGCUGCCUCCGUGGCCAGUGGACAGCUCCAGGAAAAGGAAGUGAACGAACAAGAAUCCAAUCGUGCCGUAUUCCUUGACCUGAGCAGUUCGCAGCAUUAUUUGGCACGAGUACGAGCCUGGAACAUGGCCGGGGUGUCACCCUGGUCAGCCUGGUCCCUCCUGCGUGUCCUGUCAUCAUGCGCUGAUGGCCAUCCUCACGACGCGGAGGAAUGCGAUGAUGGAAACAUGGUGGAUGGGGACGGCUGCAGCACAAGUUGCAAAGUGGAGCUUGGCUGGACAUGUGAGGCGCAGCCAUUGGGGCUCUACGCAGAUGGCUGGGGUCGGGGGCCCUCAAAGUGUCGUGCAAGUGGCAUUGACGGCCUCCGUGUUGGUGAUGAAGAAUGUGACGAUUGCAACUUGCAGGCGGGGGAUGGCUGUGACAAUGGCCGAGUAGAGCCUGGAUACACGUGCGACUACAAGGGUCGGUUGGGAAUUGAAAGCCCCUGCCCUGGCGUCCUUGCAGCGGACACAAACAACUACUUGACCUUCACUGCAGACUCCUGCCACGUCACCUGUGGCGACGGCAUUCGGCACAUCGUCGCUGGCGAGGAGUGCGACGACGGAAAUGUCAUCAAUGGAGAUGGUUGCACAUCGGACUGUCGCAUUGAGCCGGGCUACGAAUGUCCCACCAUUGGUUGGCCAGCCGUCCUUCUGACACCGUGCCGACCGAUUUGCGGGGAUGGCCUGCGAAGGGGCACAGAGGCGUGCGAUGACAACAACACUGUUGCAGGUGAUGGCUGCUGGGAUUGCAAGGUUGAGAUUGGCUGGUUUUGCAAGAGGAUUGGAGAAGGAGAAGGUGAGGAGGUGUGCCGGAACACAUGCCUCAAUGGUGACAUUGACCCGGGAGAAGACUGUGACGAUGCCAACACAUUCGACAAUGACGGCUGCUCCAACUGCAUCAUCGAGCAGGGCUGGACAUGCGAGGCAAUAGCCAACCGCCCGACCAGCACGGGUCCAGGAAGCUUUUGUACGCCGAUAUGCGGCGAUGGACUUCGAAUUGAGCUUGGCACACUGGCAGAACAAUGCGAUGAUGGCAACUUUUUGGCGGGAGAUGGCUGCAGUCCCGACUGUCAAGUUGAACCCGGGUGGCAGUGCGUGGUCCAGGCGAACUCAACCGCCUUGCGCUGUGAGCAAACUUGUGGGGACGGCCUCCUGGCACCCGGAGAGCAAUGCGACGAUGGCAACAAGGAGCUUGGUGACGGUUGCGACAACUUGUGUCGGGUGGAGCGAGGGUUCGUCUGCACACCUGAAGAUGCCUUUACAAAGUCAGAGGUGUCGUCUGGACCACCUUUCGCAGCUCAAAACAGGACAGUUUGUCAACCAAUUUGCGGAGAUGGCCUUGCGCUGCUCAGCUUCGGUGAAGCCUGUGAUGAUGGCAACCGAGUUCCGAGCGAUGGAUGCGACGAAAGCUGCCAAGUAGAAGCUGGCUAUACCUGUGGAACUGGGGAAGGCGUAACUGCCGGGCUUUCACUCUGCACUCCGAUUUGCGGUGACAGUCUGCUUCGAGCACCAGAGCAGUGUGACGACGGCAAUGCAGGGAAGGGGGACGGCUGUGAUGAGACCUGCCAGCUGGAGCAGGGCUACCAAUGCUGGCCGCCUGGUGUUGCGUGCCGCCCACUUUGUGGUGACUCUCUUCGCUUGGAGGGGGAGGCCUGUGAUGAUGGGAACCUUCAGCUGGAGGAUGGCUGCGACUCAAGCUGCCAAGUGGAGGAUGGCUGGGCAUGCCGCUCGUAUAUCUACGCCCCCGCAAACACAACAUCAGUGUGUGCACCGAUCUGUGGUGACGGAAAGCUGCGUGGUGGCGAGGCCUGUGAUGAUGGAAACCUGGUGCAAGGUGACGGCUGCGAUCAGAACUGCGCCGUGGAGGAUUCAUGGGUUUGCUGCGAUCCGGCUCCAGGCACUACAGGCUCCAAGUGCAGCCCGGGUUUCGCUGUGGACCGCGAGCUCAUUUGUGGUGCCCAGACCUGCGGAGACGGCCGGCGCGAUGACGGCGAAGGCUGUGAUGAUGGCAACAACAUCUCUGCAGAUGGCUGCAGUCCUCGCUGCGAGGUGGAUGCUGGGUACGCUUGCACCCCGAUGGCGCCCCGAGGGCCAGGUCGGUACGUCCCAGACCAUUGCGAGGCAAUUUGCGGAGAUGGUCUUCUUGUGCAGGGUGAGGAGUGCGACGAUGGAAACCAGGUGAGCGGUGAUGGCUGUGGUUGGAACUGCAAGAUCGAGCAGCUCGGCACCUCCUGCCCUCAAGCCUCGGAUGGCAACGGUGGCGUCUGCCGUGCCACUUGCGGGGACGGCGUGCGUGGACCUGUAGAGGAGUGUGAUGACGGAAACUCCUUCGGAGGGGAUGGAUGCUCUGCCAGUUGUCAGAUUGAAAGGGGCUUCACUUGCUCUGGUGGCGGCUUGCGCAGCAUGGAUACCUGCUGGCCAAUUUGUGGUGACGGCCUGCGAGUGGAUCGGGCCUUCUCCUCAACGCUGGCGGCAGACAAGCUGGAGGCCUGUGAUACUGGUCCCAUCCCUUCCAGGGGCUGCGACAUUUCCACGUGCACAGUGCGAGCAGGCUGGACGUGUUCAAGACCGGCAGAAGGUUCGAGCAAAGAGGUGUGCACCCCCAUUUGCGGAGACGGAAUUCUGAUGACGCCCAUGGAGGAAUGUGAUGACAAUAACAACCAGCCAGGGGAUGGGUGCAGCCCAGACUGCAAGGUGGAGCCCUUGUACGAAUGUGCGUAUGAUGACUUCUGGCUCCGUUCCGUCUGCUCAAUCCGCUGUGGCGAUGGGCGGCGCCAUCCCUCAGAGGCCUGCGACGAUGGCAACAAUUGGGACCAGGACGGCUGCUCCUCGACUUGCCAACCAGAGCCCGGCUUCGAAUGCCACGGGGGGACCUUAUCCAAGCCGUCUCAGUGCAGGCCAAUCUGUGGAGACGGCUUCGAGGUGCUCGGUGAAAGUUGCGACGAUGGCAACCUGAUUCCCUGGGAUGGCUGCAAUCAGUUCUGCCAGGUCGAAGCUGGCUACUAUUGUACAAAGGCUCCUCGUCCAGAGAACCCAGGAAGUCCGUCACAAUGUACCAACAGCUGCGGAGAUGGUAUCGUGAAUGACAACGAGGAAUGCGAUGACGGGAUCGCCGAAGGCUCAGAGUCUGCGACUUGUUCAAAAUGUCGGAGGUUGCCAGCGGCUGUUUGCGGAGAUUUCCGCCGCAGUGCUUCCGAGCAAUGCGACGACGGCAACACUGUCACGGGAGAUGGUUGUAGCCCGAGUUGCGAGGUCGAGCCUGGCUGGACUUGCACGCAGGGUCCGCAGCAUUUGGAUCCUCGCACAGGGCCAGGGGACUCUUGUGCGCCCGUUUGUGGCGACGGCCUGGUCAUUGCGGGCUUGGAGGCAUGUGAUGAUGGCAACCUGCGCGGCGACGAUGGGUGCACAGCCGACUGCCAAGUUGAGCCGCUCUUCCAGUGCUUCCUUCUCGGGGCGUCCGAGCUCUCACAGGUGCCGGCGGCUGUGCAGCCAGUCAGAGGGCCGGAUGCCUCCAUUUGCGUACCCACCACGCCGCCGCGCCUGGUGGGGGCCUACUUUGGCGAGGCUCUGGUGACGUUGAAGCUGAACUUCGAUACCAAAGUCGCUCCGCUUCCUGGAGAGGAGUAUGUGGGCGGUGUGGCUUUGGCAGCUGCCUCCUUUCCCUGUAACGUCCUGCUGGCUGAGUCCACGCUGCUGCUUUUGGGCACACAGCCCAGCUGCUGGUGGGAGUCACGGAGCACCGCGGCUGUGGCGUUGGGGGGCAGCCCAGGUCUUGCGCCUGGAAGCUCAGUGGUCCUCAAGGCUGGGGUGCUCCGCCGCUACAUCUUUACUCAGGAAGCUUCUCCCUCUCAGGAGCUCAAGGCAGAUGUCCCUGGUGGUUUCAUCGCCCCUGUUCUGUGGCCGCAGCCCGUCAUCACCGGGCCGCAAAUGGUCCCCUCGUGCGCUGACUCUACGACUCUCAGCUCCGAGCACAGCCAGGGCUUGGCGGGACGUAUGCCUUUGCCCAAUCGCUGGGACGUGGUGGCAGCUUUCAACAUCAAGAACGGCACUUGGGAUGACAAAGAAGUGCAGCGUAUCCGGACGGGCAUUGCAUCGCAAGCCCAAAGCACGGAGGUGACCUUUCCACGGCAAGGGGCAGUCCUGAGCCUGCUUGACCUGGAGUUUGACCGUAGCUUGCGGGUCAACUAUUUGUACCGGAUCUGCCUGACGCAGCAGAACUUGCUUGGGCUCAGUGGCGUGGCCUGCCACCACCUGGAGGUGAACGACUUCCCGGUUCCGAGUGUGGCGCCGGUUGCUCCGUCCACUCGGUACGUCAUUCCAAAGUACGGCCGGUGGCUGAACCUGGAGACGACAGCAGACAUUCCAAAGGGCUGCCUGGCUGGCGAUGCUCCUUUGCCAACCACCUUCUUGGCGCGGGAGGUUCCAAAAGCAUCACAUGACCUCUCCGUUGAGGAGCCAAUGGUGCGAGCCGGCUGGGCAUACGACGCCUCAAUGCGCAACGUGGGGCAGGAGCGCGCCACCCUCCGCACACCCUCGGUCGCGCAGCCGCUGGGGGAGGACCGCUGGGGAAACCGCAGCGUGUCGGGCCAGAUCUUUGUUCCGCCUGGAACUCUCGCAGCAGGCUUUGCAGAUGUCCUCGCAGUGGCUUGUAUCAAUGCAUCUACCAAUCUUUCUCUUCUGGAGAUGAGCUUGGGCAUGCCCAGCUAUGAACAGGUCUGUGGGUACUACACCUUCCGGGUGCAUGUUGUGGAUGUGGCGACUGGCAUCUCCCUGUCGGAAAGGCCAGCGAGGCGGCUGAAUGUGACAGAGGCUGCGUUGGCGCGCGCUGAGCUGCGGCUCGUGGGCCUGGCGCCGGAGUUGGGCCUGGCGCCGCAGGGCCCACCGCUGCAGGCAGAUGAAAGCAGACCCUGGGCCUUACAGCGCUUAGAGGUCUUGCAGGACCUCUCUGGGAAUCAACUUCGUGCUGACUUUCUGCAAUACGGCUGGUUGGGAGCAAUUGAGCCGGAGAACAGCACCACUGUCCUGGGCGCAGUGCUGGCGUUGACUAACGACACGGAGUUCACGCAGUCGCAGCUGCAAGCUGCCCUUGCGGAGUUUACGCCGCUUGUCACUUGGUCAGUGCAGGCCGAGACGCGCAGCGGAGCACAAGUGGUCGCUGAGCCAUUGACGCCUUCAGUUGGAGGUGUCUUCUUGAGCCUGCCGCCGGGUCAAUUAUCCUCAGGUUCUCAGGUGCAGGUGACGGCGCAGCUGGAUUUGCUGCCAGGUCUGGGCUGUUCAGCUCCUGUGCGAAGCCUCCAGAAGCAGGCAACCUUGCGCGUGAACCUGCCGCCUGCUGCGGGCUACUUGCUGGUGGACAGGACUCGAGUGGCAGCCCCCGCACCUCUCAUGUCCUUCAUUGUGGCAAAUAUGCGCUGGUCCUCAGCGGCGCUCCCCUUGCAGUACCGGCUAGAGGCUGAGCUACCCACAGGGCUUCUCCUCAGUGACUGGAGCUUCGAUCCCAAAGUUCCGGUUGCAUUUCUGCCUCGCGAUCAGACCCUGGUGCUGCGGGGACAGGCCAGAGACGGGCGUGGCACUGUCGCAGUCACCGCACCAGAGACUGUGCAACUCAUGGCAUCCGCCACUGCCGAGGCCCAGGCGCUGCGAGUACUUGCGGCAUUUCAGCAAGGCCAAAUGCUCUUCGCACAGUACUCACCAAGGAAAACAUCUGAGACGUUGUCCCUGCUGCAAUCCACAGCCUCCUCUUUGGAUCCCAUGCUGCAGUGGCAGCUUUGGCAGGACGUGGCUUUCAGUGCUUUGAGCACCAGAUUUGACUCCAGUGUGCAGAACUGCACAGAGGAUUGUGGUGCGCAUGGCAGCUGCUUUGUGAGUGAGUUGCUGGACCAAAGCUGGGAUCGCUGCACCUGUGCGGACGGGUGGCUUGGAUCCCGCUGCGAGCUGCGAGACUUCGAGGCGGAAUCGCAGAAGCUCGUGACCCUGGCAGUGCUGGAUGCUUUGCAGAAGUUGGCCACGCAGCUGGAGGUUUUGGGCAUCAACUCCGUGGCAGGCUCUUUGGGCCGAUUCUUUCAGCUACUGCGGCGCGUAGCUGACGAUUGUCGGCGGGUUCCCCUGGAUGGCCUGGCAUCUCUUGUUGGGAUUGCUGCAGGCCUGGCAGCGCAAGCCCCUAAGGCAGCGCUGCGGGAUGCCCGAGUGGAGAUGACCGCGCUGAUCUCGCAGCUGUAUUCCUGCUUGCCUGAGGAGGAUCCAUCGAUGCCCAUGGCUUCGAUGCCUGCGCCAGCCACGGUGCUUCUCACUUCCCUGGGCAGCUCCGAGAUUUGCCGACCGGUCAACGGCACCAACACCACGGUGUGCUAUGACCUUGCGAGUUCUGAAGUGCGAAUGUCCUGCCCGGGAACCGCCCAGAAGGCCUACCAGGGGGAGGUGCUUUCAAACCCUUCAGCAGCGGCCGUGCAAAGCGAUGUACAUUGCCGAGCUGACCUCAACCUUGGCAUUGCAGAUCCAUAUCCGUGCCCCUGCACCCUUCCGGACAGCACCUUCUUGGGCUUCGGGCGCUCGGAGCGCCAGCCGCUCUUGAGCGAAACCCUGGGUGCAAGGGACGAGAAGGACAUCCUGUGGCGUGAGCUUGUGCGACUCUUUUGGAACAAUACCAAGUACGGUGGCAGCGGCGUGCGGGAGCAGCCCGGUCCGGUGCUCGCGGCUGCCCUUUGGCUUCAGGAGACGGGUGCGGCUGCAAACGAAGUCACUUCUGCGCUGGCAGAGGCAGAGCGCUGGCAGCUAGUGCAGCAAGGCAUUUUGAUGGCGCUGCAGUCGAUGGCGCCGCUGCUGGCAGAUGCGCUGCUUGGGGCAGCGGUGCCCGGACAGGAGCCGCACUUGGUGGAGUCACAGCCCGUUGACAUGCAUUGGGCUGUGCCGACAGUCAUGUCGACCGACGGACCGCCAAGCAGGACAUGGGUGGCAGCGAUGUCUUUGGACACACCUACGCAAGUAGAGACCGAGUACCAGACGUUAGACCCUGUCUCCGGCCCUCAGCCGCAGACUCUACCGGUCAAGGUGCCCCUGGGUGCUGUGCACUGGAAGAACGGAGGCCGCGGGCUGUUCUCGAAGAUCGACCCCUCGGUGAAAGUGCACAGUGACGUGGUCCAGCUUCGGCUCCUAGAGGCGUCGAGGUAUAACCUCACGAAGCUGCGCUACCGCUUCAAGGUGCCAGAUCUGCAGCCGCGCUGCGUGCCCCCUACAGAGGACUUGCUGCUGCUUUGCUGCAAUGCAUCCAAUUGGACGGACAGACCAGGAGCGUUUGCCUUCGCAUGUCCGACAUUUUCGAGCCCACUGCCGGUUGCCAAUCCGGCCCGGCGCGUGGCGAGCACAGCGGGGACACCUGCGGCACCCAUCAAGGUAGCCUCGGUUCUUGAACUCAGCGGGCAGCGACUUCCCUUUGAGCAAGGCCUCGAGAGCUUGAUGCAGGACGUGCAGCUGUGGACGCAGGAUCAGGUGCUGAUCGCCGGAAGUCAUUUGCGGAUGCGAGGAGGCGACUUGAAGGUCGCACGUGCCUGUGACAGCAGGGGCAAUGCCGCCAGCCGCCUGAUCCUGCGAGAGGGUCGCAUGCUCGAGCAGCCGAGCGUAGGCUUUCAUUCAGAUGCGUGGUGCCGCGCUGUCUUCGCCCGAGCGGAAGCUAAGCGCGCGUCGGCGCUCUCCUGGCAAACCUUCCAGGAUUUGCUUCUAGAAGCAGCGCACGAGGUUUUAGCGGACCCAUUGCUCAUCCCAAGCUCGACAACAAGUACAAUCAGCCGGACCACGACCUCAACGUCAACUUCAAGCAGUUACACCACAUCCAGCUCCAAGACAUCAACCUCAACGACCACCGUGUCAACCAGAAGCACCACGUCUAUGACGGAGACUCGAACGUCAAGCACUCGCACUUUCAGCACUGUGACCAGCACGACCACCACCACCGGCAAUGGCACCUUCUUCACCGGUACAUCCACCACGUCUACCACUUCGACCAGCUCAAGCACUAGCUCCAACACUACAUCUAGCACAUCUAGCACACGCACAUCUAGCUCCACAAGCUCCAGCUCAGAGGCGAACAUCUUCUCAGGUGUGAACAGCACCACGACCACAAGUAGCACCCGCACAACAAGGACCUCGACAUCAACCACGGUAGUCUUCUGCGUUGGGGGAGAGCCACCUCAGAUAGACACGUGGUGCCCCAGUGGUGUUACAUCCGAAGACUAUUUGCCGGUUUACGCUGAUGUGGAACUGCUGGAUCCAGAUGGCAUCCUUCUAUUCGGAGUGUCGGCGGUGCAGCUCUCGCUCAACGAGAGCACUUCUCUGGCCAUGAGCAUGCCUGGCGGGAAGAUCACAAUGCUUGCGCCAACGCGGAGCAUCUACUUCGUCCACGCCAUGGCCAUCAUCUACGACUUCUGGGUCUCCUGGCAAGAGCUGCACGAGCUGGCGAACGUCAGCCAGGUCUUGAGACCCUGGCGACCAGAGCUUCCCACUUCAACGGUCACCAGCACCACCACGUUCACCAGCACCAGCGCCACAAGCACCACCAGCACCAACACCCCUGGUCCUUUCCCUCAGCUGCAGCCCUCCUCCAGUGCUGUCCUGGGUGCUUUGGAGAUCGCUUUCUCUGAUCCCUUGGAGGUCCUGUCGCGUGCUUUGGCUUUCGAGCUGCAGAACAGCGAUGGCACAGCGAGAAGUACUUCCGAGGGCUCGUGGGCAGAGCGCGGGCUGGCCGCGUCAGACCUGCUCAGCAGCUGGUGUCAGGUGCCCAGCCUGGCUCCAGCGGUAUUGAGCGACAUCUUCGCUUCUUUGGAUCCGGUGGUUGGCAGUGACAGCAUGCGGCCGCUGCAGUCGAUGCUGCAGUCCUUGGACGAGGGUCUGCCCUCCUGGUGGAACGAGAGCUUUUGGGCUGAGUCCGCCGGUGGCCCCGACUGGCAGCCGCCGAUACCUCAGACGACAACACCAGCCACGCAGACGCGGACCAGCACCACAGCCGUGGACCUGCGCUCUUUUUUGUGUCCAGAGGUCGACUGCUUGCCGCCAGACGACUGUGGCGUGGACCCCUUGGCAGACCUGGAGUGUGUGGCCUGGUCAGCCCCCUUGCGCCGCUUCGUUCCGGCGCUGGGCUGUGAGCUGGUGGCAGAGCCAGGUCGCCGCUGGCCGUUGCUGCAGUCUGGAUACUUCGAGAUGGUUUGCGAGUGCGCUCCGUGGGCAUUGCAUCCUGCCAUGGCCAUUGCAGAGAAGAGGCCAGAGUUGACACCGUUCCCUCCCCAAGUGACGAUCCAGACACGGGAGUUUGUUGUGCCUUGGUGGGACAAGGUGAAUCGUUACAACCUGCGGGGCUUUGUUGUCGUUAUCGCCCUGGUGCUGCUCGCUGCACUGCAUUCCCUGAUCGCUGCGGUUGCGGAGGUCCGAUGGCGGAUGCAAGCGCGCUUUGUGGCUAUGCAUGCAGCUCGCAAGAAGGGUGUGCAGAAGGAGGUCGAGAAGUUGGAGAUUGUAGAGAAGGAAUUCAUCAAACGGCGAACCGCUGAGAUUCGCGCCACAGGUGAGUUUAGUGCCGCCAUUAUGAGCGCAGAGGCGGAGGCCACACUCCGCCAAGCGGAAGGACUUCCACACGCCUCAAUUACCCAGACCUCGUUGGAUCUUCGCCAAGCGAAGGACGGGCUGGCCACGCUCUUUCAGGCGCAUGGCCUGGGAGAUGUGGAGGAGGAUGUCGUGAAGUCCUUGGCCUUGCCAGGCGCAGCGCCACCACCGCUGGGGACCCUCGUCACCGGCACUUUGUCCAAAGCGACCCCUUCUGUCAUGGCGGUGCCACCGCCACCGCCAGCAUCCGCAGGGGCGCGAUCGCCUGUGCCAAUGCUUUCCCUGCGAGACACUGCUCGCGAGGAGCCUUUCCAUCCAGAGGAAGCGAUGAUCUCCACCAAGGCACCCACGAAGCCAAGGCGCAGUCUUCGCGACGUGGUCAUCGAUGCUUUGCGGCGCUGCCGGCGGAAACACAUUUGGCGUGCCUGUCACACGCACCACAAGAUUUUUUCGCUGUCGGAUGACACCCAGACCUGGGCUUUUAGCGCCCCGGAGCGGGCUGCUGUGUUGCACUUCAGCCUGUGGACCAAUGCCGCUUGCUUGGCGGUGGCGCUGGGUGGUGCCACGGACAGACGGCCCUUCCAGGAUCCCUUCUGCCCAGGUGCUGGCAGCGAGCUGACCUGGGCGGAGGCGGGGUGCUUGGUGCCGCCUUCGUCGUUGGGCGCCGCCGCGCUGGCGGCGCUUUGGGCGAUGCCAAUGGCAGCGGGGCUGCAGACGCUCUGCCGCGGCCGCAGCUUCUUGGAGCGAGCCGAGGCCGCCGAUCUUUCGGCCGCUGCACGGGAAAGAGCCUUCACGCGCCAUUUCCUGGGGCCGUGGCCUGCAGUGCUCAUGGCCCCUGGCGAAGCCAAGGUGCGUCUUUGGAAUUGCUUCUGCUCUGUGGCAUCAUGCUGCAGAUGCUGCAGAUGUUGCCCGCGGCCAAAGCGCCAGCGGCUGCUGUCCAUGCACUGGCAGCCUUCAUUGGUACCGCUUGUUUCAGUCUUGAUGCUUCUGCUUUUGGCCUGGAGUGUGUGCCACUACAUGUUCUUCUUCUCUUCCUCGGUUUAUAUGUAUGAGGAAGCUCGGAGCGACACGACUGUGAUGGAGAUCCUCUACCCUCCGGAUGAGCGGGCUGAGGUGGCAGCCGCUUCAAUCGACGGCUGGCGAAUCCACUUGGUCCUGGUGCCAGAGCUGCAGCGAUUUCUGGCGCUGCUCGUGAUCAGUUGUUUGAUGAACCUGUUCAUUUUUGAGCCGCUGUCAUUGAUCUUGCACCUCAUCAUUGGUGAGCCGACUCUGAGUGAGUUCUGCAGCUUUGUCGCUUGGACUGCCGGGGUGGCAUCUCGAGCAUUGGUAUCCCUUGGGCGCCGCCUUUGGUCGCCUGUGCCGCGGAUCAUGCAGACAUGCUUUCCCGAUGAGCGGAGGGCGCAGGUAUGGCGGCUCUGGGACCAAUAUCUGGGCCAACGGUUGAAUCAGCUUGGACAGCGGAUCAGCAAGCUUGGGUUGACCCAAAAGCUUUGCUGCUGCUGCAGACGGCAGAGCGAAGUUGCGCCAGUAGCACCAGAAGACAUCAAAGAGACAGUCGAGUCGGAGGGCGAGGACGAGGCUCCAAAGAAAAAGCAAAAGGGCCGGAAAAAGUGAGUCAUUGUCACAUUGUGACUUAGCUGUUCCAUUUUUCAAAGAAUAGGCGCAACCGCUAGGUUGUAAGCAUGAAUUGUGGUG
Effrenium voratum is the source of this 13862-nucleotide messenger RNA. The record is from the annotation of a GenBank genome assembly. Lineage: Eukaryota; Dinophyceae; Suessiales; Symbiodiniaceae.